AUGUCGUCCCUGUCCAUCUUCCGUGUUGCGACGCGCGCCGUGCGCCCGACCAGCUUCUUCCGAGCUCCCCAAUUGGCCCGAUCCCGGGUGCAGACCCCGGUGACUCUGGCUGCUGCUCGCGCCCACAACUUUGGUACCACCUCCAAGCUCCUCUCGGGCCACGAGGACGAGACAUAUGAGGAGUUCUCUGCGAGAUUCGAGAAGGAAUUCGAGGGUGUGCAGGACGUCUUUGAGCUCCAGCGCAACCUGAACAACUGCUUCGCCUACGAUCUCGUCCCCUCGGUCGAGGUCCUCACCGCGGCCCUGAAGGCUGCCCGUCGUGUCAACGACUUCCCCACCGCUGUCCGGGUGUUCGAGGGCAUCAAAGCCAAGGUCGAGAACCAGGACCAGUACAAGCAAUAUGUUGAGCAGCUCGAUGGUCUGCGCCAGGAGCUGGGUGUCGCUCUCCGGGAAGAGCUGUACCCCAACGAGGAGUAA
Molecule: messenger RNA, 477 nt
Organism: Penicillium alfredii
Lineage: Eukaryota; Fungi; Ascomycota; Eurotiomycetes; Eurotiales; Aspergillaceae
Product: cytochrome c oxidase subunit VI
Exons: 4
Coding region: 1-477 (158 amino acids)
Biological process (GO): mitochondrial electron transport, cytochrome c to oxygen
Cellular component (GO): mitochondrial inner membrane
Source: RefSeq, a predicted model, not a curated record